This is a messenger RNA of Chlorocebus sabaeus (green monkey), 7977 nucleotides long. It is a transcript of the gene ASPH, whose product is annotated as aspartate beta-hydroxylase. NCBI's taxonomy places the organism in Eukaryota, Metazoa, Chordata, Mammalia, Primates, Cercopithecidae. Gene Ontology annotation, molecular function: peptidyl-aspartic acid 3-dioxygenase activity; protein binding. The record is from RefSeq and is a predicted model, not a curated record. Gene Ontology annotation, cellular component: endoplasmic reticulum; membrane. Gene Ontology annotation, biological process: peptidyl-aspartic acid hydroxylation.
CUGCCUGCUCUAGAUACUAUUUGUGCUAAAUUAAUUUAGUAUACUAAUCAGAACUCUAAUGAAGUGUGUGAACUGCUAAUGUUAGAUCAGCGAAUAAAUGGCUGAUUUUAUUUCCCAGAAGAGAAUAUUUGGAGAUGAGGUUGGGGAGAAGUUGAAAAAAAUCAGGAUGUGGUUGUGUAAUCUUUUCCUAGUUCCCUUUCAAGAUGAUCUUUCCCUGGUCAUUACUCUUACUCCUGAAGAUUUCUUUCUUUCCCUCUCCUCAUCUCCCAGCCUUCCUUCUGUUUCUUUCCUCUCCACCAGUCCUCUCUCCCUCCUUUUCUAGUGAAACAUUUUGUGUUGGUGCUUUAUUUUUGCUAUUGGAGGAAUUACUCCUGGGAUGGUGUCUGUGAAUAAGAAUUCUAGAGCAUUAAUUAAUUUCUUGCUAUCUAUGGUUUUGUUUCAUUCAAACAAUCUUAUGGUCCUUCCUUAUAGCCAUUUUAUUAGAUUCUGAAGGGCCGAAUCAAGCUGUUUCUGGGCUCGGGGCCAUAUUUUAUAGCAAGACUUGUUUGAGUUUUCAAUGAAUUGGUGCUUAAGCUAAAGCCAUUAAAGCCUGCUUCCAAGAAAACAAAACUGGCAGCACAGUUUGUUCCAUUUCAUUUUUUUUUCAGCAUGCUUGAUUUUUUAGGGGUUGGAGUUAGCUAGGACCAACUGGGAAAGGAAUCCCGUAAGUGGGAGAAAGGCUGUCGUGUUGUUAGGGAGUGCACUUCAGCCUAAGUGGUGAUUAGCAGCAUUUAGCCUCUAAAAAUAACUGGUGAGCAGAGUUUGUAGUCAGGUCCAAUUUCACUUCUAGAGGCCCUUACAGUGCAGGGGUUGGCCAGUCUCAAGCUCUGGUAGGCAAGUGCAUGCAGUGUGCCUAAAACCUGCCAGUAGUACUUUUGAGUUUUUUUGUUUUCUGUUUUACUUUAGCAUUUAUUAUUCAUGGAUUGAAGAAGUCAAAAUGGCUGAAGAUAAAGAGACAAAGCACGGAGGACACAAGAAUGGGAGGAAAGGAGGACUCUCGGGAACUUCAUUCUUCACGUGGUUUAUGGUGAUUGCAUUGCUGGGCGUCUGGACAUCUGUAGCUGUCGUUUGGUUUGAUCUUGUUGACUAUGAGGAAGUUCUAGCCAAAGCAAAGGACUUCCGUUAUAACUUAUCAGAGGUGCUUCAAGGAAAACUAGGAAUCUAUGAUGCUGAUGGUGAUGGAGAUUUUGAUGUGGAUGAUGCCAAAGUUUUAUUAGAAGGACCCAGUGGGGUAGCCAAGAGAAAAACUAAGGCUAAAGUUAAAGAACUCACUAAAGAAGAGCUCAAGAAGGAGAAAGAGAAACCUGAGUCAAGGAAGGAAAGUAAGAAUGAAGAGAGAAAAAAGGGGAAGAAAGAAAAAGAGGAUGACCGAAAGGAUAAGAAAAUUGCUGAUGCAGACCUAUCCAGGAAGGAGUCUCCUAAGGGUAAAAAGGACAGAGAAAAAGAGAAAGUGGACCUAGAAAAAAGUGCCAAAACCAAGGAAAAUAGGAAAAAAUCAACAAAUAUAAAGGAUGUUUCUAGUAAAAUGGCAUCCAGAGACAAAGAUGACAGAAAGGAAAGUAGAAGUUCUACCAGAUAUGCACACUUAACGAAGGGAAGUACCCAGAAAAGAAACUACUAAAGCUCUGGCAUCAUCAUCUCAGAACAUGGUCAUGUUCCAGAUUGCAAUUUGUUACAAAAUGGAAAAUUGCAAUUUGUUACAAAACGGAAAAUGUAAUAUUGCUCUGAUUGGUGAAAGUGUGUAAAUUAGCCAUUGAAUGUAUUACUGGUGCUCAGCAAGUAAAUUAUCUGAAAUUUAAAUAUACCGUCUCAUGCUUCUAAAUGUAAAAACCUUUUAAAAAUAUGUCAUAGAAUAUGAUGUAAUAACUUCUAUUUAUUGAUCAUGUAUUCCUACAAAUGUAUAUGUGUCAUGAAUUUUUAUAGAUUAAUGUAUUAAAUACUUUCAUUGACGUUAAAUAAGAAUAUUAAGAUAUUAAAUGUUAUUUCUAUGCAGAAAAAAAAAGCCUUGUAACUUCUUCAAGUUUGCUAAAUACUCAAGGAGAUAGGAUUUGCCCUUUGUUUUCUUCCCUCCUUCCCUUUCCUGCUUCCCUGUUUUUCGUGGGCACCUCCCCAGGCUCAUGUGUCACUGCCUUCCCUGAGUCCCCCCCCUCUAGCCCUCCUGCAGCCUUUCAGGGGCCGUUCUUCAGGCUUUUCAUGGGUUCUCCUUCCCCUUUUCCCUCUUCUCUCCCCUCUUCUAGUCUCCCUCCCCAAGUCUUUUACUCUCUCCUUUCCUUCACUCCUCACCUCACCCCUGCCCCUCACUCCUGCAUGCUUCUCACUCCUGACCUCCUUACAACAACCCCACCAUUUUCCCCUCAUCUAGCCCAUAGUGCUUACCGUGUGCCACAUACACUGCUCCGAGAACUCUGGCCAUAGCUACGAAUAAAGAGGAGAAUUGUAUUUAGAAGAACAAUUUCAGAACACUUUUAUUUAUGAUACCUUUAUAGUCUUGAAAUAACUGUAGAAAGGUUUUAAUUAUUUCAGAUUAGGAUGUACUUUCAUUUUAUACUACACUGUUUUUCUAUUAUUUUGGUUGAAUGGCAUACAUUUUUCAUAUUUGAUUGUGUCGUUAUUGUUUACCAUUUCUAAGGAAUUGCAAGUGUAAUCUCUAAAUAGAGAUCAGAAUUUAGCACCUCAGAAAACAUUUAAUAAAAGUGAAGUUUUAGUCAGAAAUAUAAUUCUACAAAUGGUUUGUACUAUUCGAUGCCUCAAAUAUUAAAUAUCUAAUUGUGACUACUGUGAAAUGCAGUUAGUUGAUAAUGAUAAAAUCUUUGUGGUAGCAUUUUUUAUUCUGUUGUUGUUAACCUUAUUAACAACAGAAUCAAAAAUGCUACCAGAAAUAUUUUAUUUUCAAAUAGGGUUAUUAAUAACAGAAUAAAAACUGCUACCACCAUAUUUUUUAAAACAUAUUUCUUUACUUUUUUUUGAAGAUCUUAAAAAUAGAGAUUUGUGGCCUAGUUAAAGAUAUUUCAACUCAGAAAUGAGUACAUUUAAGUGUAAAUAUUUCUAAAUGUAUUGUACACCUUUUUCUUAUGUUAACGCCUUUUACUAUUUAAAGUCAAAUACUUUAUGACAUUUAGUUGACAGAAAUUUCAACUUAAUAGAAUUAUGCAAGAGAUGAAAUCCUAGAGAAUAAUAUCUCUAAUAUAAUCCUGUUAUUUUAUUGCUUAAAAACUAACACAACUUGGAGUUUUAUGUUUUGAUUAGUCAGGAUUCAUCUUAGCUCACUUCCCAGGUCUUCACUGUGCUGGUUUCUGCCUGAAUUACUCUAUUUGGAGAUGCUACCACUUGGUAACCAAGGUGGCCCUCAGCAGGCUCUAGACUAGUCUUUCUAAUUUACCAACCCCAAUGCAGAUGGCUCUGGGAGAGAGAAUUCCAGUUGGCCUGCUUAGGCCUGGUGAACAUCUGGGACCAUUUUUGAAGUUGAAGAUGGCGAUACUUCCCAGGCGCACACCUGUGCACAAAGCUUUGGAGUGGGAGUUGAGUGGGUCCCACUCAAACUUCAUCAAACGUAGGGCUUCUGGGACAAGAAAGUGAGGCUUUGAGAACUGGACAGAACAAGAAGCAGAACAUGUCCCCCAGGCAUAUGAAAGUUAAACGAUUCUCAAACCAUAUCCCCGUGUUAGAUCUUUUCUCAUGAGAUAAAUUGAAUGCUUUUUUUAAAAACUUACCUACAAAAUGUUAAGUGCUGUCUUCUCUAAAGAUUUUUUGUUCUCCCUUGAAGAAGGGCAAACAAUUAUAAGUGAAUUUGUUGAGAGCAUUCUAGUAAUUUUUUACCUUACUUUUUAAGCUCAAUGUCUAUGGGGCAGAAAAUACAUAAAUACUAAAUUCUAAACAAAUGAGUGAAAAUAUUUUGGAAUAACCUAAUCAUCAUAAGCACAUAAGUGUUGUCUAUUGCUAUUUAGUGCAGUACUUUGAAAUGUUUUGGCUAUAUCAUUGAUUUUUUCCUUUGACUGUUAGCUCAAGAAUUGAAACCCCUCAGCUAAAACAUUUAAAGAUCCUUUAAAAGCACUUGUAGACUAGAACUUGAUUUAUUUUUCCCUUCUCUCUUCUUUUCCCCUUUCCUUCUCUUUUCUUUCUUUUUGUAAAUGUUUCAACUCACUUUUAUUGAAGUUGAAGUCACACUUUAUCCAGCUGCCUUAACACUUAAGCUUCAAGUAGAAACAAGCUUUCAGUCAUGAUUAGUGGGUUAAAGUCAUGCAUUGCACUCUCAGUUUUACACUUUUUAUUCAGUAGGUUGUUUCUGUAUUGUUUACUUCAUAUUGUUUUCUAAGUAUAAUUAAAACCAGAAAGGUUACCUUUUUAAAUAAGUCAGCUACAACAGGGACAAGGAAUUCACAAUACUAAGUAGUUGGGGAUCAGAAGCUGUUUUUGGGAAGACCUGGAAGGGGAUAAUUACUAAAAAUGUAAGUUUAUUUUGCCCUAUCCCUGACAACAUUUGAUUUAAAUUAUAUUAUGACAUGAUACUUACAAAUCUUUUAAAUGACAUUAUUGGCAUAGUUUUCGUAAACUUUGUAAGAAAAAGACAUUUCACAUUUUAGUAGCACAAUCAUUAUUAGGAUAGUCAAUUUUGUGAAAAUAAUUGAGUGCCAAUGAAUUUUUCCAAGGGUGAUCUUAUAUCUUCUAUAUAUUGUAAUAUUUAGAUACUUCCUUUUGAAGCACUUACAUCAUCAUUGAAUUUUUUGUCAUUUGUUGUGUCACCUAGUUUCUGUUUCAUUUUCUAAUGGCUUCAUAUGUAUAUAAAUUUUAGUUAUUCCUAACAUCAUUGGUGUCACCAUUUUGAAUUUUUUUAAAAAUCAAGAUUUUCAAUUUUACUUUAUAGGUAAUUUGCAUUGUAUAUAGAUGAUCCUCUCAAAAUUUCACAAUGAGACACUGAUGAAGAAAUUGAUAUAAAUCAGUCAGCAUGAACACUCUAAUUAAUCCAGAGGACUACUUGAGUUAAUUCUGUACGUAGUUGCUUUAUUGAGAAUAUUUUAUAUUAUGACCUGUUCAGCUAUUCAAGUUUGUAACAUCAGAGGUCCUCAUAAUAAUACUUGGAUAAUAAAGAUUCCCCAUAGACACUUGCAUUGAAAAACAAAAGGAGUAAACAAGUAUCAUUUUUAAUUUGAAAUGUUUUAAGUUAACUGUAAUGUUAUUGUCCAUGAAAUGGGUCUGGUGACUUAGGCUCUAUCUCUUCACAUUUAUUUCUUUCUCCUGUGUCCUCAAUUGUUCCUUCUUCUGUUAAUGCCCACUGGUAAUAAUUCUCAAAAUUGAUUGCUCAGAAUAUUCCAUUGUAAAAUGCAUCUUGGAAAUGGUUGUUUUCCUCAUUUGUAAACUGAAGACCAUGGCUGUUCCUCAAGGUAGUUCUCAGAAGCGGUCAAUGUUGCAUAUGUGUCAACAGCCAGCACAUUGUUGGGCAUUCUGUUUCCCUUUUUCAUUGGUAGAAUAAUAAUAGUAAUAGUCAACUAAGAUGUCUCAGUCAGGGUUUAAAAACUUGGAAGCACUGAAACUGUGAUUCCUGUUCCUACUUUUGUCAACAGAUUGCAAAACAAAUAUUUAAGUCCUUUAUCCUUUAUAAUGAAUGUGUCUUUGUGAAAUGAGUAUACUGGAGCCUGAUUUAUUCUACUGAGAUCAUUGAGGGAGCGAAUGCAAAUAAUUAUAAAUGUUACACAUGGGUGAAGCUAUAAGAAUGCUUAGUUUUUAAAAUAAUAUUGUGACGACAUGAAAACGCAAGAUAUAAAGGCUAGACAAAAAGUUAUGAAAUAAACUAUAGCCUUAAGUAUAUGGUACAAUCGAGAAGCCUAAUAACCAGCCUAAUUGUGAAAAACUUAUGUUUGUUUUGUAUUCAGAUCACAUUUUUCCAUAGACGUGAUUUUAUGGUCUUCAGAGAUUAUUUUUUACUCUGGUCCACAAAAAUUGAUUUAAUUCUAAUAUCCAGUUCUGCAAGUCUCAUUGUAACUAUGUUUCUAUGGAAAGUGCAUCUAUCAUUCUGCCUUGGGAUAUUAGGAAUAUAUUUAGUUUUACUUCUGAAUGUUCUCCAGAAUUUCUUGGGUUACAUCCAUGGUGUUAAAUUCAUUCAGAUACCUUACAUGGACAAAAAUCAUGGAUUGACUGACGUAAUUGUAAAGCCCAGGAGUAGUUUUGGCUUUUUUCUUUUGUUAUGCUGGAUCUAGGUGCUCAAACCAUGUUCUCAACCUCCACCUGUCUAUGGACCCUCAAGAGUGUUGACUUUCUUCUCAGGCAGUCUCGUGUGCUCAUCUUCAACCCUACUCCUUAUGGGGUAGGAGAUAAGAAAGCUGUGAUUGGUGACACCCUGGGAUAUGUGAGUGCCCACUUUUAAAGUGUUGGGUAAAGAAGAAUUGGAUUCCCCUAAGGAAGUUAGUGUGUUUUUGCCAGAAGGAGGAGGAAUUGGUGCACUGAAAGUAGGCAGAUGAUGGAGUUUGUUUCUCCUUUUUCUACCCAUCCCAUUCCUACUUCUCCCCCUGCCCAAAUACAGAGGUGAAUGGGAUGGGCCAAAAUAGGUAUUUCAGAAUAAGAAACUAUGGAGCUAAACGUUGGGUACUCAUGGGCAUAAAGAUGGAAACGAGACACUAGAACUUCUAGAGAGGGGGAGAGGGAGGGAGACAAGGGUUGAAAAACUAACAAUUGGGUGCUAUGCUCAUUACCUGAGUGAUGGAAUCAUUCACAUUCUAAAUUUCAAAAUCACACAAUAUACCCAUGUAACAAACUUGCAUGUGCUCCUUGAAUCUAAAUAGAAAUUGAAAUUAUAUUUAAAAAUAAAAAUAAAAAAACUAGGGAGAAGAGAGAGAUCUCAUUCCAAACAAUUAUUGGUCAACAAUAGUUUGAGACCAUUGAAAGAAUAUAAGAGAAUGUUGACCUGGUAAUAAAUAUUGCCAUUUAGAUGUCAGGUAAUGAAGUUUAUUUUGCUGUUAAGCUCUCUCCAUUUUGCCCCAUUCUGUUUAAAAGGAAAGUUUUUGUGUUUAGGAAACCAAAGGAUGGGUGAUAUGUAGCAGACCCAUCAGGUUAUUUUCAUGAAAACCUAGUUUGGGCUAAUCUGAAAGAUUUCCUCAAUAACAGUCUUUAGUCUCUUAUCCUUUCUUCUCCUUUUGCCUAAGAAUAUAAUUGUGUAAGCUAGAUGUUUAUUCCUUGGCUAUCAUUGUUACAUAGGAAUCAAUUUCUGCAAGAGCUCUGUAAGCCCUACAAAGCAGAAAGUCAUCCAUUUCUUCCUUCUUUGUUCUCAUGUAAUGUCUCAUUUGAUUUCACUUUAUGUAUCUAUUUUUUGCUCCAUGUUAAGUCAGGUAUGCAUACAUCAUAGAGGUCUGCCUCUUGUUUCCAUCUUCUUUGCCUUAUGUAUCACUUCUCUUGUAUCCUACUAGAGGAAGAUGAUCUAUGCUUAAAGCUCUUAUUGUUUCUGAUAAUUAUAUAACACCAACAUGCUGUAUCUAUAAUUCCCAUUUAUUGACUCAACUAAUAUUUUUUAGUAUCUACAGCAUGCCGGGGAAUGGGCAAGGCAUGGGGGAUACAAGAGAUUGAGGUGGCUACAAUCCCUGCAGUGAAAUGCUAUGAAAUCAGCAAGGGGCUGAGGGAGAAAGUAAUGAGACUGGAGCAAUUGUCAGUACAACCCACUAGUCCCUCCACCUAGAACGUGCUCCUGAACGUGCUCCUGCUCUGUGUGGUGGGCUGCCUUUGUCUCUCCCACAGGACCCAGCCCAGUCAUCACCUCUGCACUCAGAUGUCUCUGACCCUCCCAAGUGGCUGCACCCCGCAUACUCCAGUUAUCACCCUCAUCACCUUGCCUCAUUCCUGGACUUUGCUGCCAGACUACGAUUUAUCUCGAGCACCUUUCCUAAUAACUGACACUAAUAGGCAUUCAAUGUUUGUUUAUUGAAUGGUGAAUAUACCAAACAAAUUAUCUAAAAA